AUGCCGGAUCAGAAUACAGUCCGGAUUUCUGUCUCGGCUGCCAGAACUUUUGUUAUUCUGACAAAUGCUUUGACUUUGCUUGUAGGAUUAAUUCUUGUCGGUAUUGGUGUAUACGGGAUCUAUUCCCCGGAUGUACGUCUUUACUCGAACGCCAUACCAUUGGCGACAAUUGUCAUUGGAUUGUUGGUGUUUGUCAUCUCGAUUAUUGGAUGUUGCGGUGCUGUAUGGGAAAAUCGUCCGGUUUUGAGUUCUAUUGAAUCAAUUCUCGAUAAAGCUUGGCAAACUGCUUACGACACUCAUCCUAAACUUAUUCGUGAUAUCGAAGAUGAGCAAGUGACUGAUCGAGCAGUACCUAAAAGAUCACCGAACGCGUGCGUCGAAAGUCCUUGGUUUGGAUAUGAAACUCCUUGUUACGAUAGUCUAUACUACUCUUAUAAACAUCAUCAGACUACUCUUGGCGUGUGGGGAAUAAUUCUCGCAAUCAUUCAGUUUUUAGCUUUAGGAUUCGCAUAUAUUCUUAUCACAUGUCUUCCAGAAGACUAUGAAUUAGAACGAGAAUACAGAUCGGAACAUGGACGUCUUGUACAAGAAGGUCGUGGACAUAAUCCUCAGCACUAUCAACAUGAAGAACAGUCGCUGCCUACUCCCUAUAAUGUUGGACCGAGUGGUCGUCCAUUACAAUCCUCUUAUGGAAGUACUACUACCUCAUCAUAA
Messenger RNA from Ambispora gerdemannii, 714 nucleotides. The record is from the annotation of a GenBank genome assembly. NCBI's taxonomy places the organism in Eukaryota, Fungi, Glomeromycota, Glomeromycetes, Archaeosporales, Ambisporaceae.